UUUCUUUAAUUAAGUUGAUCAUAACUGUAACUCAGCUGGGAUUUGCUAUCCGACUAGACAGGCCACUGUAAUUCAUGUAGUUAGAUCUUAAGUGGGUUUGCACACUGCAGCCUUAAUCUCUUGCUACUAUUAAACGUGGAGCAACUAACCUGGAGAGCUCUCCAGAUCCAGACCGGUCCUGCACGCUCCUAUUUUCGCAAUUUUCAUGCAUGCUGCAUCUGACUGCAAAUCAUUUCCGCGAAGGUUUAAAGACUUUUUCACAACUUUAGAGUCGUGUUAAACUCCGUUGUCUCUCGUUGGAUUUGUUUUUCUGCAGGAUUUUUUUUUUAGUGUCCGCUCUGUUAGACGCCGGAUAUGUGGUGGAUGCUGUUUCCCCGAUGGAUUUGGUUUCUUCUGGGACAUUGUUACACUAUUCUCCUUUAUAUGGACAGUUGCCGCGUGAGGGCAAUGCCCAUGUCUGUGGCAAAAGUGGUGUACUCUCACGCAGGCUUGUGCCCGAAUGACCUGAACCCCAACCUGUGGGUGGAUGCUAUGAGCACCUGCAUUCGCGAGUGUGAAUCUGACCAGGACUGCGAGACAUUUGAGAAGUGCUGCCUUAAUGUAUGUGGUAACAAGAGCUGUGUGGCAGCACGGUAUAUAGACAUCAAGGGCAACAAGGGCCCCAUUGGAAUGCCAAAGGGCGCCACCUGCGACAAGUUCAUGUGCUCUCAACAAGGGUCUGAAUGCGACAUCUGGGACGGCCAGCCUGUUUGUAAGUGCCGGGACCGCUGUGAGAGAGAACCCCACUUCACGUGUGCAUCUGAUGGCAUGACAUAUUAUAACAAGUGCUACAUGGAUGCUGAAGCCUGUUCCAAGGGUAUCUCUAUCUCUGAGGUCACCUGCAGGUACCACCUGACCUGGCCAAACACCAGUCCAAUCCCUGCAGAGACCACCCUGCAUCCCACUACUGCCCUCCAGACCACCCUCCCAGCUGACAUCCAGCUCCCCACCAUACACAGUGGCCCCACCCAACAGGCUGUUUUUGUGGGUGAGACAGCCAGCUUCCUGUGUGAGGUGUCUGGGAAGCCACGUCCGGAAAUCACCUGGGAGAAACAACUGAAGGGCAAAGAGAACACCAUAAUGAGACCUAAUCAUGUCCGAGGGAACGUUGUGGUCACUAACAUUGGCCAGCUGGUCAUAUACAACGCACAACUUCAGGAUGCCGGCAUUUAUACAUGCACAGCCAAAAAUGUUGGGGGAAGUGUAUCAUCACACUUUCCCUUGGUAGUGAUCAAGAGGGAAUCGAAAGGUAAGAAUGCAGAAGGAAAUAGUACCAACCUGCCGUUUCCAGCUGAAGAGUGUCUAAAAAGUCCAGACACAGAUGACUGUGGAGAGGAGAGCAUGAGCUGGUACUAUGAAUCAAAUCGGAACAAUUGCUUCACUUUCACCUACAGUCAGUGCAAUAAAAACGGUAACCAUUUCGACACCUAUGAAGCCUGCAUGCUGUCAUGCGGAGGAGAGCUGGCGGCUCCCUGUAGCCUACCAAGCCUCCAAGGGCCUUGCAAGGCCUAUGAGCCUCGCUGGGCCUAUAGCAGCAGCCUCAAAAAGUGCCAGUCCUUCGUCUAUGGAGGCUGCGGUGGCAACGAGAACAACUUUGAGUCCAAAGAAGCCUGUGAAGAGAUGUGCCCCUUUCCGAAGAACCACAAUUGUAAGAUAUGUAAACCUCGAGGCAAGAUGGUCACCAGCUUCUGCAAGAGUGAUUUUGUGAUCCUGGGGCGUGUGACAGAGUUGACAGAGGAGCAAGAGUCUGGCCACGCUUUGGUGACAGUGGAGGAGAUCUUGAAGGAUGAGAAGAUGGGUCUGAAGUUCUUUGGCAAAGAACCUUUGGAGGUGACUCUCCUGAACAUGGACUGGAACUGCCCCUGCCCCAAUAUCACUGUUGCUGAGGGACAGCUCAUCAUCAUGGGAGAUGUUCACAACGGGAUGGCCGUCCUGCAGCCCGACAGCUUUGUAGGCUCCUCCAGCCCUCGCAGAAUCAGGAAACUUCGUGAGAUUGUCCACAAGAAAACCUGCAACUUCCUUAAAGAUUUCUCUGCCGUCCAGUAGAGUCUAUUAACGUCUCACACUCACUGAACGUCGGUUAUGUUGUUUUCAGAUCAUUCUAAGCUAAAGUGACCUCACCAGUCUGACUGGUAAACACAAAAGUAGUAAUUUAUCUUUAACAUCUGAGGUUUUGUUCCCUUUUUCAGAUUUUUUCUUUCCUUCCUUUGCUACCUAAUGCUCUGUAGAUCUCAGAAAAUCACUUUUCAUAAUUUGUACUGUUGUCACUGAUAAUUUUUAUCCGUUGCUUUUAUUCGUUAUUCCUUCACAGAAUGCUGUGGCAAAACUGUCCAAAUAGCUAGAGAUGUUUUUUUUUUCAAAUUAGAGCCAAGCUUAGAGAGUUUUGAUGUCCACAGUUGGGGUAAACUGUAGAAUAAUAGUCACAAGCAUUUACUCUGUACAAAGUGUUCGAUCGUUGUAACUGCUUAUUAAAAUGAUAUUAUAGAUUUCCUCUCCAAAUGUUAUCUUGAGUACACUAAUAUCAUUCAUUUAGCAUUAUGUUUUAAUAUGAUUGGUUCAUUUGCUUUAUGUUUUUGUGGGGUAUCCCAAAACAGACAUUUUGUAACAUCUGUGAUGAGCACUCAAGCUCACAAUAAUGCAAUGUGAAGCCUCAGUUUAUCUACCAGAAUCAAAUAAGCUCUUUGGUUCCAUUUUUUUGUGGAAUCUAUUUUGAUACGUUUUAAUUUACAAUACAGAAUAUGUAUGUGGACUUCUGUACUCUAUAUUUAUUGAUCUAUUUCUUAUAGGGCACUUGCCAAUAAAUAUAUACAUAUGCAGGAUGUAUCUCUGUAAAUCUAAUUACGUAAAGAACAUACGUAUUUUUAUGUUAUCUAUGAUAUAUUAGUGUUCAUUAAAACUUUUAUGGAAU
Thunnus maccoyii (southern bluefin tuna) is the source of this 2947-nucleotide messenger RNA. RefSeq names its product info WAP, follistatin/kazal, immunoglobulin, kunitz and netrin domain containing 2a (gene wfikkn2a). Gene Ontology annotation, cellular component: extracellular region. The transcript has 3 exons. Gene Ontology annotation, molecular function: serine-type endopeptidase inhibitor activity; protein binding. The record is from RefSeq and is a predicted model, not a curated record. Lineage: Eukaryota; Metazoa; Chordata; Actinopteri; Scombriformes; Scombridae. Bases 355 to 2085 code for a protein of 576 amino acids.